AUGAUGCUCCCGGGCUGCUCCCCGCCGCCCGCCGCCCGCCACCGCAUCCCACCGACCAACAACGCGCCCAGCAGCAACGCGCUCGGCUUGGACCGCGGCAGCGCGGCGCCCGCCCGCGGCGCAGCUGACGAGUGGUACCAGACGUGGCCGGGCAAGGAGGCGAGGGCGGCGGCCCGGGGGGGCCCGCGGCGCGAGCGGCGCUGGGUCAAGUUCGACGGCAUCGGGCCCGUGGACGAGACAGGGAUGCCCAUCGCCCCGCGCCCGAGCGUGGACCGGCCGCGCGACUGGUACCGCAGCAUGUUCCGGCAGAUGCACCACAAGCUGCCAGAGCUGCCGCUGGACUGGGACACCCCGCGCCGGCCCCCAGCGCCCGCCACCCUCAGCGGGCUGCCCAACGGGGGGGACGUCGUGGGUGUCACUGCCGAGGCCCACAGCGGAUCUGACCACGAGCCGGGCGAGUGCUGGGUGCCAGAGCUCACCGGACAGUGCCCAGAGCGCCCUGGCGCCCCGGCCCCCGCGCGGGCUCAGCCCAUAGAGGUGCUGCUGCAGCAGGAGCUGGAGCAGCUCGGCCGGCAGCUCGACCGGGACAUGGAGGCCAUGGAGAGGCGGCGGCACCGCAGCCAGAGCCCGCCCGGCCGCGGGGACCCCGGCGAGGCCUCCAGGAGGGAGGAGACGGCCAAGGAGGAGGGAGCCCCGCAGCAGCCGGGGGCGGGGGGGCCGCCCGCCCGUCCCCUUCAACCGCCCCCGGGCAUGAGGGCGGCCCGGCUCAAGUUCGACUUCGCGGCGCAGUCGCCCAGGGAGCUGGCGCUGCGCAAGGGCGACGUCGUCUACAUCCACAAGGAGGUGGACGGCAACUGGCUCGCGGGCGAGCACCACGGCCGCGUGGGCAUCUUCCCCGCCAGCUACGUGGAGGUGCUGCCGCCCACCGAGGUGCCGCGGCCCGUGGCGGCGCCGGCCGCACCAGAGCCCGGCGAGGCCCUGGCGCUCUACAGCUUCCGCGCGGAGCUGCCCGUGGAGCUCUCCCUGCGCAAGGGCGAGCGCCUGUGCCUGCUGCGCCGCGUGGACCACAACUGGUACGAGGGCCGCGUGCCGGGCACCGGCCGCCAGGGCAUCUUCCCGGCCACCUACGUGCAGGUGCUGAAGGAGCCGCGGGCCAAGGGCAGCGCCCAGGAGCCUCCGCCAGCGCCCGCCGCCCGGGGCCCCCACCCGGGAUCCCCCCCAGCCCCGGAGCCGCCCGCGGAGCCCCCGGCCUCCCACGACGGCUCCGGGAUCCGGUGGCUGCCGUACCGGGCGCUCUACGGGUACCGGCCCCAGAACGGCGACGAGCUGGAGCUGCGCGAGGGCGACCGCGUGGACGUCAUGCAGCAGUGCGACGACGGCUGGUUUGUGGGUGUGUCCCGGCGGACGCAGAAAUUCGGCACUUUCCCCGGCAAUUACGUGGCGCCCGUGUGAGCGCCGCGCGGCUGCUGGUGCCUCCCACGGCUGCCUGCCCCAUGGGCGCCGGGGCACCGCUUUGCAUGGGGCACCCUCCACCACAGUGCCUUAACCCGACCUGUUCUGGGCCAGCACCGGCUUUGGCCAUGAUGCCGCGGCUGGAGAAGCCCGUGUGGAGCCGG
Nothoprocta perdicaria is the source of this 1616-nucleotide messenger RNA. RefSeq names its product sorbin and SH3 domain containing 3 (gene SORBS3). The record is from RefSeq and is a predicted model, not a curated record. Gene Ontology annotation, molecular function: protein binding. The transcript has 13 exons. The coding region runs from base 1 to 1452 and encodes 483 amino acids. Lineage: Eukaryota; Metazoa; Chordata; Aves; Tinamiformes; Tinamidae.